Molecule: messenger RNA, 171 nt
Organism: Rangifer tarandus platyrhynchus (Svalbard reindeer)
Lineage: Eukaryota; Metazoa; Chordata; Mammalia; Artiodactyla; Cervidae
Source: the annotation of a GenBank genome assembly
GCCUGCCCUCAACAGUCACACUAUGUCGCUCCCAAGAACUUCACCGAAGGAGAGAAGGAGGAAAGAAGGCAAGAGUAGGGGAAAGAAGGAAUGGAAAGGGGAGGAAGGUUGUGGAUGCAGGGCCCCACUGCAAUUUCAGGACAGCACGGCAAUAUCACAACAGCCUGAGCA